CACACACCAAACAACAUUAAAGGCGAAAUAAUUAUGAUACUAUUACUGAUGGUUGACCAGCUAAGAGGACUAAAAUCCGCAGCAUUUCUUCAGAGAUUGUACUAUUUAGCAUUUCGCAGGAAACGUUUUCUUCUUCUGUGAGAGAGUUAGACUGAUAGAGAGAGCAGCGAGUAAAGAAACAGAUCAAAAGAUGGCUAGCACUUCCGCUGGAGUUGAUUCUAUUGUUGAAGAACUUGGUAGAGUAGAGAUUUCAUCUGCCUUUCCUGAUAUUCUUCUGCAAGAGUUGAGAUUCCUGAUGUUGUUUUUUGGCCGCGUUAGCCAGCAUGCGGAACCUGAUCAAAUCUUUGAUCUGAUGGCUGCAUUUAUUCAGUUUGAAGUUAAGCUGAAAGAAGUCAGUGUUUUUCAUUCUUCCCAUAAAGUUGGGGUUCAAGAUUUGCUCUCUCUGGCACCUCGUUUGCUGUACAAAUUUGAGCCAUUAGAGGCAGAGAUUCGAAACGUGUGUGUUGUUUCAUUGGAUUUAUUCAAAUCCAUGUCCUGCUCCACUGAUGAGAUCCUGGAAUUCGUCGACUGCCUAGUCGAGAAUUUCCAGGUUCUUGUCGGCUUGAAAGCUGUUGAUAUUCCGGUUCCUGUGAAGAAUCAAAACAUGGCUCUUAGAGAAGUGUUCUGUUUCUUAAGAAUCCUUCUGAAUCUCUCUGCGAAAAGACGCCUUCACUGUCAGAUAAUGGAAGAAUUCUUGAACUACGUGAAGGAUUUGGUACAGGAUGCUGCAUUGUUGUCCCUUAGAUCCAUACUGAAAGUGGAUGAAACGGGGCCCCAGAGAUUGGAAAUUGUUCUUUCUAAUCUUCAGCAAAAGCUGAAAAAGCCCGCUUCAAAUGCUACUGCAGGAAGGAGGUUCAUAGGACUCCUGGAAGUAUCAAGACCUAACAAGUUCGAAGUCGGUCAAGUUCUUGUCAUCCUUGUUGAUUUUCUAGUACAAUGUUCAGUGGAUCGUUUCAAGGAUCAAGUUGAGAUACUUAAAGAUGGGUUGAUAUUCAUCAUAACUUUCUGCAUGGAUCCAGCAGAGGAAGUUGUAACAAAUGCUAGAGAAGAUGAUCUUUUCACAAGAGAUGAUGCCAUCAAUUAGUUACUAUCUCUCGUUCUCUCACUUUGCAUGGAUGAAUCAAAAGUUGACAUGUUUAGUCUCCAUGAAAAGAUUGACAAAGUAAGAGAGGAUAUCAGGGAACUUUAUGUUCCGAUUUUGAGUCCAUUAGACUUCAAAUUUCCAACGACGAAUGUCAUGGGAUUUAUUAACUUCUUGUUGGAGAAUUUGAAGGAAAUGAUGAAAUGCAAUCACAACAGAAUUUCUUUCACAAAGCAUGAAGUUAUGAUAGUCUAUGAGGAGGUUUCUUCCCUUAAACCGCACCUCGAAAUUAUCAUGGAGUUACAAAAGGAGAGAAGAGAUCUGAAAGAACUUUGUAAACAAAUUAUCAAUAUGAUGUUGCUAACAGAUCAUGUCAUUAGCUCCUGUUUAACAUUAGAUAAUCCUAUUUGGUACGACAUGUUACGUCUUUCAGAUGUUUUACAGGCAGUUAGGCUCCUUCAAAAUGAGGUGAAAAAGUACAACAUUCAGCUGCCGAAUACGGAAAUGUCAAGAAAUGGGACAGAUUCUAGUUUCAUCCCCACAAGCCAAGCAAAUCUUUCAAACCAUCAAGAUGUUGUGGUGGGUAGGGAAGACGAGUCGGAGAUGAAAAUUGAGAAACUCACAAGAGGAACGAAACAGCUUCAAAUCGUAUCCAUUGUAGGUAUGCCCGGCCUCGGUAAGUCAGCUCUGGUACAAAAACUCUACAAUGAUCCGUCUAUCCGAAGUUACUUCCAUAAACGGGCAUGGUUUUGUGUUUCGCAAAAGUGCAAUCAUUGGCAGCUGUACUUUGAAAUUCUUACUCAAAUUAGUAGUGAGGAUUUGCAAUCUGACUCCAACAAUAGUGGUUAUGAUUUGGCUGAAAAAAUCCGGAAAAACUUGAAGGGACGAAGGUAUCUCAUUGUUUUAGAUGACAUUUGGGACAUUGGAGCAUGGAAGAGCAUAAAAUUUACAUUCCCGAAUGAUAACAAUGGAAGCCGUAUCAUAUUCACCAGUCGAAUCACUAACUUGUGGUCGCAACCAAAUCCGAUGAAUUGCAUCAUUCAUCCUCUUCAGCCACUUUCUGAUGAGCAGAGUUGGGAGUUAUUGAAAAUGAAACUAUCCCACCAACAAAUUUCUCUUCUGGAUGAUGAAUUAUCAAAAAUUGGUGAAAUGAUUGCUAAGAACACCGAAGGGUUGCCUCUGGCGGUGGUUUUGAUCGCAGGUACAUUGGAAGGCCAGGACAGAGAAUUCUGGAAACAGAUUGAAUUCCGCAGCAGUAUACAAGUUGUUAGUGAAAGGUGCAUGGAUGCGCUUGAACUAAGUUACAAGCAUUUACCAGACAAUUUGAAGCCCUGCUUCCUCUAUUUUGACGCAUUUCAAAGGGCUAAAGUUGUGAAAGCUCAAUACCUGAUGAGUUUGUGGAUCGCGGAAGGGCUCAUACCAAGAAACGAUGAAAAGAGCUCGUAUGAAUUGGCAGAGGCUUACUUGUAUGAUCUUAUAAAUCGAAAUCUAGUAACCCUUGCAAAGAGAAGUUCCAUUGGUGGGGUAAAAGAAUGCUGUGUCCAUGAUUUACUGCACGAGCUAUGCUCAGAGAAGGUUAGAGAAGAAAACUUCUUACAAUGUGUCAAUGGUAGGGAAAUUUCUCAUUCUUCCUUGAAUACCAUAAAGUAUGCGAACUAUCGUCUGUGCAUUCAUGAAUGGACCAAUUUUGUUGAUGCUAAACCUUCAGGUUCAUUUGUCCGCUCUUUAGGCUACUUUGGUUGGUGGAUUGAAUGGAACCAUUCUCUUACCUUUUUAAACAGAUUCAGACUUCUUAAUGUGUUGAAUUUGGAGUCUAUCAUUAUACACGGUCCUUUUCCUCCAGAAGUAACAUUGAUUGUUCAUUUGAGACACCUUGAAAUUGGUUGUGAGGCUACAGAACUUCCAGAAUCCAUUGUCAAUCUAUGGAAUUUGAGAACCUUGAGAUUGCCUGAAUCGAAAAUUGUUUUGCCAGAGUUCUUCUGGCAGAUGAAAAGCUUGAGUCAUCUACAUGUUGGUAAGCUGUAUUUAAAUGGUCUUGAGGAUCAUGAAUACGGCCAGUUAGAGCACUUGGAGAUUUUGUCGAAACCGAUUCUUGAUUUAGAAGAUGAAAUAACGGAAUUGCUGAGAAGGCUGCCAGGGAUUCGUAAACUCAAGUUUGAACUCCUUGACAUUGUUUCCUCUGAGUUUCCGGAGUUGAGUCUCCUGACUCAUCUCGAAUCUGUUUCCGUGUUUGGCAGCGAUGAGGUGCGUUAUGGCAAGAAAAGGUAUAGGUUUCCAGCCUUUGAUUUUCCAAGUAGUCUCAAGAAGUUGACACUAGAAGAGAUGGGGAUGGAAUGGAGUUUCAUAUCGAUAAUCGGGCAAUUACCGAAUCUGGAGGUUCUCAAAUUAAGGCAUAAGGCAUUUUCAGGAAGUAGAUGGGAUGUGGAAGAUGGCGAAUUCUUGACACUUAAGUACUUGGAACUCUCUUUUUUGGGACUCGAAGAAUGGACUGUCGAGGAUGAGCCAUUCCCAAAGCUUGAACAACUAAAAGUGACACACUGUUUCGCGCUCCGUGGGAUUCCGACCAGUUUGGGAGACAUUCCAACCUUGAAGAAGAUAGACAUGAGUUGGUGUCCGCUAGCCUUUCCAUCAGCCACGGAAAUUCUCGAGGAACAGCGAGAAAUGGGAAACGACGAACUUGAGGUUUAUAAUGAUUUUCCGUCUGAAAUCAGGUCGUUUGUUGAUGGUUGUAAAGCUGUUUGCGACGCAUGUGGAGCUUGUGCUGAUGGAUGUGGAGCUUUCUGUAAUGGAUGUGGAGCUUUUUGUGGUGCAUUGAAGCCACUUUGUGAUGCAUUGAGGCCCCUUUUUUGUAUUUGUGAUGCAUGUGGUCCUUUCGGCUUUUUAUUGUGUUGCGUUUGUUGUCUUGUAUGUCGCCCUUGUGUGACCAUUCUUGGAAAAUGCUUUUGUCUGGAGUAGUUUAAAUUUGAGUUCUUAAACUCGCUCUCUCUUGGUGUAGUCGGGGGCUUUUGUCUUGAAAUACUCUUUUGUACUACAAAAUAGUUGGGAAUUUUAAAUCAGCCAUCA
Molecule: messenger RNA, 4183 nt
Organism: Oldenlandia corymbosa var. corymbosa
Lineage: Eukaryota; Viridiplantae; Streptophyta; Magnoliopsida; Gentianales; Rubiaceae
Source: the annotation of a GenBank genome assembly